Molecule: messenger RNA, 1592 nt
Organism: Clunio marinus
Lineage: Eukaryota; Metazoa; Arthropoda; Insecta; Diptera; Chironomidae
Source: the annotation of a GenBank genome assembly
GUUUCGCAUCUUUAAGGGGCAUUACUUCUAAAUUUAUUUAUAAAUUUAAAGAAUUCUAGAUUAACUUAUUAAAAUAGUCAUAGUCUGUCUUCAAAAUGUCUUAUCAAUUAUAUAGAAACACAACACUUGGGAACACAUUGCAAGAAAGCUUAGAUGAAUUAAUUUCAUAUGGUCAAAUCACUCCACAGCUUGCAUUAAAAGUACUUCUUCAGUUUGAUAAAUCUAUCAACUCCGCUUUAUCAACGAAAGUUAAAUCACGCAUAACAUUCAAAGCAUCGAAAUUGAACACGUACAGAUUUUGUGAUAAUGUAUGGACAUUGAUGCUCAAUGAUGUCGAAUUCCGUGAAAUCCACGAGUUUGCCAAAGUCGAUAAAAUAAAAAUCGUUGCUUGUGAUGGGAAAAGUGAGAUCUGAUUUUCUCAACAUUAGGCUUCUCCCAAUUCAUUCAUCUGGCGAUCCAGGUUCAAAAAAUAAAUCUAUUGAGAAUAUUAUUCCUAAGUUAUGUUUAGCCGUUAUGGCACGACAAUCCAUUGACAAGAUAAUCCACUAAUGUCAUCAUAUUUGAAUCACCUCUCAUAGCAACGAAGUAAAAUGUUCAUCUUUAAAUAUAAUAAAUCAAUUCCUGGAACAAAAUUUUGAUCUUUCAAUAAUGAAAAAACCUAAUCAUAUUAAAAUGCGAGCAUGUUUUCACCAAUAAAUAUACUUUAUUUGAAAAAUGAAAAUUUUUCUUUUGAUUAUAUUAUAGUUUCCUACACGUUUCUCUCAUCAUUUGUGAGACUUAACUAUUAACAUUCCAAUGAGAUAUUGUUUUAUAUUUCAGUGCCAAAGUGCUGAGGCUUUGAGGCUUUAAAAAAAAAUUGAUUGAAUUGUGUUUCUUACAGAAAGAAUUAAAAAAAAUAUUUGAGCACCAUCAUCGUUGGCAUGAGUUCUCUGAGGAAACUUCUAAAGCUUUUUAAUUUUUUAUUCAUCACUACUGUUACCAAUAUUUAAAAGAUUCUGUCUAUAUGUUAAUUAUUCUUUCAAAGUCUUUUCAUUUUUUGAUGCAGAUUUUACAAAUUUCUCAAAAAUUUUUCAUGUUCUUUUAAAAAUCAAAACCGUAAUAUUUUCUUAUAAACUUCAACAACAACGACCUUCAACUAUAUUUCUAGAUUAAUCCAAAAAGAUUUUGAUAGACAACACGAGCUUUCUAUUUGAAGCAACAAACACUUAUUUAGAUAUUAAAUGCUUUUCUCAAAAUCAAUCUCCUGUCGUAUUUUCAGAUAAACACCAAACUUUGCGCUCAUUUGCGCUCGAUUACUGAAUCAAUAAAUGCUUGAUUUUUUUUUUCUCAAAUACUGUUCACCGUACUGUUUGAAAAGCGAAAUCAUUGUGAGCAAAAAUUCAUGAUCAAAUUUAUUUUCCGUUGUGCAGGUUUUGCGAAAACUUUUUCACAUUUUACCUUAUUUAUGAUUCUCACAGAUUAUUUCCAAAAAGUUUUUCUUUCUUUAACAUGGAUGUUUUGGUCCAGGAAAUUGUAUUGUGCUUUUAUAUAUUUAGAUAUGUUCUUAGAAUCAGAUUUGCCCAGCAGAAAAUUCUUCUUUUUAUCCUCAAAUA